AUUGGUUAUCUUUGAUGUAUAAAAAAAAUUCGUCUAUCAGAUCUAGUUUUUGAGAUAUGUUCCACUUAGUUAGUUCCAACGCUUCUAUGAGAAUUAUCAGUUGAACUAUCAUAUUAGAUUCACGCCUACACAUUGGUUACUAGUGCUAUCACAUGUCCUUUCGCAGUUAAGAAAUAAACAAAGUUGUGCACAAUGUUCAAAAAUGCAUUGAAAUAUUAUAAAUUCGGCAAAUAUCAUGCUGAAAAAAUGAAGUUUGAGUACGGAAAAAUAAUUGGUUCCAUGAAUUUAACGAAAAAUGAUGAGUUGAGUGUGGUUGAUAUUGGAAGCGGAAGUGGUCGCUUAUUACACGAAGUUUUGAUACCACUGCUUCCCAAAAACAUCAAGGAGAUCGUAGCAACUGAUAUAGAUGAAAAAAUGAUUGAUUUCUCACGUUCCGUCAACGAACAUCCGAAAGUGAUAUUCAAUGUAUUGGACAUUGGUGGUGAAAAGAUACCUUUACAUUUCCAAAACAGAUUUGAUUUACUAUUCUCAUCAUAUUGUUUUCAAUACGUCAGAGAUUUGGGGCGAGCAUUUUCGAAUUGUGAGAAAUUAUUGAAACCAAAUGGAGAACUAGCAUUGAUCUUUCAGUGUAAAACGAAUGCGCUCUACUCUACUUACAAGAAAAUGAGUAGAAUUGAUGAAUGGAAGCUAUAUAUGAAGGAAUAUGCAAAUUUCGUUCCAUGUUUCUCUGAUCCAGAUCCAGACUCCGAAUUGAGAAACAUAACCGAAAAUGCUGGAUUAACACUUAUAAAUUAUAACUUCGACCCUGAAUUUUAUAUUACUAUACCCAGAAAGCAACUUCUCGGUAUAUACCAAUCAUUAGAUAAUAUCAAACUUGCUGCUGUUCCAAAGGAUCAGCAAGAGGAUUACAACAGGGAUUUCGUGAGAAGUAUUGCUGAAGAAAUUGAUCUUAGAUUUUCAAAUGGGAGAAUUAUUGAUGAACCUAUAAAUUUUCAAGUUCCAACAGUUAUUAUACAUGCAAAGAAGAAUAAAUAAAA
This is a messenger RNA of Harmonia axyridis, 1037 nucleotides long. Its product is annotated as juvenile hormone acid O-methyltransferase-like. The transcript is spliced from 3 exons. Bases 193 to 1035 code for a protein of 280 amino acids. NCBI's taxonomy places the organism in Eukaryota, Metazoa, Arthropoda, Insecta, Coleoptera, Coccinellidae. The record is from RefSeq and is a predicted model, not a curated record. Gene Ontology annotation, molecular function: S-adenosylmethionine-dependent methyltransferase activity.